Teleopsis dalmanni is the source of this 2396-nucleotide messenger RNA. Its product is annotated as augmin complex subunit dgt5-like. The record is from RefSeq and is a predicted model, not a curated record. Lineage: Eukaryota; Metazoa; Arthropoda; Insecta; Diptera; Diopsidae. The transcript has 8 exons. Bases 155 to 2200 code for a protein of 681 amino acids.
CAACACUGGCCAUAUUUUCAAAUUUCUAUUGAGAACAGUUUUUGGUGCAAAUCGAACAAACCUAAACCAAUUGGUGUGAAUUUAAAAUUUUUGCGCAAAUAUAAAAUUGUGUAGUACACCGCAUUUAUAUUUUUGAAGAAAUUUUGAUGUAAAUAUGUCGCAAAAGGAAUUUCUAGAGGAUUUUAAAGCAUGGGCAGUGAAAUUAGGGUGUGAUAAUGAAUCGAUGCCAAGCGAAGAUGCAUUAAAAACAAUUUUUAAAUCGCAUCAAAGUGAACUUUUUAAAAAUCUUAUGAGAAGAGUGUUACCGCGUGGGGAUGUAAUAUCUAUUCGUGAAAAUAUAUUAAUAAACAAAAUUGAAAAGGUGAAGGACCUGGAGGUAGUUACGCAGACAUGUGGAAAAAGUUUUUUACCCAGAGAAAUGCAAAAGUAUCAUAAUAUGUAUGAUUUAAAUAUUAAAAAAAGCAAAAUUCUAAAACGUUUGGAGGAACACAGAAAAGAAUAUGAAACUUUAGCUACUUCGAUCAAAGCAAAAAACAUAAAAAGUGUUAAUUUCAAGCAUAAAGAGCGCUUACUGAAGGCUAAAAAUGCGAUACUUGAAUUUAAAAGUGAAUCCUUGGACAAACAGCUGACUGAAGAAAAUGAAAAUAAAAAGAAUAUUCUAGCCACUAUGCCAGUUAAACUAUCAACUCACACUACUAACAAUGACAAUGUCGCAAUGGAAGCAGUACAAAAUACUCUUAAUAUAUUGGAAAAUUUUUACAAUAAUACUGAAAUCGGUAACAUUAGUGCUGAGAGCAAGGAAGAAUUAUGGAAAGAAAUUCGUACCAACUUUUCUGAUAUACCAAACUUCUCCAUUUUUAAUGUUGUUAUGCGCCUUAAAGAUGAGCAACUACAAAACAUUAUAUCUCUGAAUGGACAGACAUUAAACAAAACUCUUGGGUUUUCAUAUAAACCAUCUUUGAGUAAAGAGCCUUUUUCGUCCUAUGAAAUGAAAAUUGCAAAAACAAAAGCAAGUUUUUUAGGUCUGGUAGCAAAAUACAUAAAAGUAAGGAUUGAACGCGAUCAUCUUGAGGAAGUGUUUUCCAAAGCUUAUAUAGAAUUUGUGGACGAAUUGCAAAAGAAGUUGAAUUUGUAUAACUCCGAAAAUGAUGAGAAUGUGGAAGAAAUAAUAUCAAAUUACCUCGUGCAAUUAAACUCUAUUAUCUUUUCAAAUAGCGAGAAUGAAUACAUUGCACAGCAAAUAGAACGUUUUAAAAUUGAUAUCGAAAAUACAAAUAAACAAAUUGAGAAUCAUGAGGUUCUUCUUGGCUUGAUAAAGCAAGUUUAUUUCGAUAUAAAUGCUUCCGUUAAUCGCUUACAAGUUGAAAUGGUGCAGUUAAAUCAAAUUAAGGAUAAAAUAGUUUAUUCCAAAAAUAUCUUGAGGCAAUUGUUAAAUGAGAUGAAACCAAAAAGUACUACUUGGUCAAUGGAUGUGCGUAACAAUUUUUUACAACCACAAAUUAAAGUAAACGACAUCACAUUAAGUGCCGAUAGUUUUGAAAUGGGAACUGAAAAUGUACUCUGCAGUACAAAACUUGAUCUUGACAUAACAAUGAGUUCUCUUAACAGCAGUGCUCUGCUACGCAGUUUUUGUUCUAUGGAUGCUACUGUUAUGAGUGGUGGUGCACAUAAUAAUUUACCUACAUAUUUAUUGGAAUUAAAUACUUUUGCUGAAAGUCCGAUUGAAAAUUUUAGUUGCAUAUCCAAUCCAUGCGCAUUUUACUUGUCACCAAAUCCAAUAAUCAUAGAAUCUCAAGAACUAUCCCCAGCAUUGCAAAUGACGCCAGGUGCGUUAUUAACACCAUACGGUGCCUUACAGGAAAUAAUUACACGUACUAAACAGGCAGUCCUUAUUUCCAAACAUUCUACUGAUUUAAAAUAUAGUUUGGAUUUAACACAUAUUGAUACAAACUUGUUUAAAGAAAAGCAGAAACUACAAAAGGAGAUUAUUGCACAACUUUUUGAUAAAAUCAAAGAAACGGGCAUUAAUACAGAACAUAUUUUAAAUAGAUGUUCCAAACUAUAUAAUUUUCUGUUAGAAAAUCCUUUGAGACAUUAUAUUCCACAUCACAAAACAUUUAAUAAUCAAACCUAUUCGGAUUAUGAAUCUGAAUACAAUUUUUACUAUCGUUUGUCAACUGGAGAUACUUCCACAAAGUAAAUUUUAUUCCUGUUGAAGUAUAUAAUUGUAGUUAUUUAAAUAACAAAAAUACUAGUAACUGAAUAUUGUUUCUUAAAUAGUUUUUAAAGCUUUCAUGUAUUCUAUUAGCUUGAAAUAAUUAGUCGAAUGUUUUAUUAUAAACUCAGCAAUGCUUUUAGGUUUUCAACAAUGGAUUGCAAUUUAUAUUAAAACAAAU